Cuscuta europaea is the source of this 2485-nucleotide messenger RNA. Lineage: Eukaryota; Viridiplantae; Streptophyta; Magnoliopsida; Solanales; Convolvulaceae. The record is from the annotation of a GenBank genome assembly.
CACCUUUCACACACACGCACGUGUGUCUUGAGCUCCAAAAAAAAACCACCUCUCUCCAACUCGAAAAUUGUACCCUCUUUCCCGCAUCCCCAAGCGUUCCGGCUCCACCUUCCUCACUUCGCACAGCAACCGCUCCGGCCAACAUCCCACUCGUUCUUUGUCUUUCCCUCAUUUGUCGAACCCAUGACCGACCUCCAUCUCUGUCAUUGGUUCUUUUUCCAAGCACAAGGAACAAUGACCAGCUUCCAUCUCUGUCGUCGGUCUGUCUUCCAACACCGCGGGAGCUUGCCACUGUUGAAGACGGUGAGACGAAACCCAGAGUUGCAAACAUGGUGCGAACCAGCCUCUCCGAAAUGGCCGAACGAGUUUCAAGAAGUACCCUUGGGCGUUGGAAUCAUACAAUUUGACCGUGACUCACAUGAAGUCGCUGAUGGUAGACCAACCGAAGGAGUUUCAAGGAAAACAAGGCCGACAAUCCAGUGUACCGCAACACGACAUUUACGGUGUAUGGAUUCCCACAUAUGUUACAGGUUUGGGCGUACGAGAAUGUACCAAACUUGGGAAAUGUGUUUGCUGAAAAAGUUGCCGAAGAGCCUGGUUCCAUGCAUAACCGGAAAGCAGAAGGAUAUUUUCACGCUUCAAAGAUUCAGGAAAAAGUCUUCUUUGAGGAGCGUGAUUCGUCUUCCCAUGAUGCUGGGGAAGAAUCUUCAAACAGACCGUGAAACAAAUUUUAUGUGCACAGGGACAUUUGAUCGUGGUUGAAGAAAUGAAAAAACUAAGGUCGUGUAUUGAAGGUUUGGAGACUCGACUGCAGCUUGUUGAAGGCAGCCUUGCUGAAAUGAAGGCGUUGGUCGUUGCAGGAUUCGGAAAAUUUUAUCAAAACGCUGAUGUGCGUCCCCUUUUUGGAGAUGAUGAGCCUGUUGGAGAAGGAAGCCCCCCACUUGAUCAAGGAGGUUCUCAUUCUAGUGUGAACCCCCUUUCUGGAGAGGAUGAACCUGUUGGAGAAGGAAGCCCCCCACUUGAUCAAGGAAGAUCUCAUACUGGUGUGAACUCCUCUUUCUGGAGAGUUUGAGGCUGUUGGAGAUGGAAACCCUAUGCAUUGUAGUCCCAAGAGUGACUCUGUUGAGCACAUGGAUGAAGACCAUAUGAUUGAGGAAGAUGGAACAGAAGAAGGGUCGAUUGAAGACGUUGGAGAUGUGACUAAUAUUGAGAUUGAGCAAAGCAAUGAGGACAAUGAUGACAAAACUGGUAGUGCAGACCACAUUAUCAAUAAUGUGGUAACUAAGGAUGAACAGUGAAGACAAAAUAGGACAUCACCUCUUUGAAGAGUGUCAUACACCAACCAAUCUCAUGCUCUGCAGAUCUGAGUACAAAGGCUCCAUUUGAAAAUUUCGACUGGGAUGAGGUCGUUGAUGAAGGUGGGUCGACUAUAAUACACGUUCUGGCACUUGAGGAGCAAAGCCGCCAAGAAAAUCUAAAAAGAAAAAGAAAGUGUUCUAAGUACAAGUGUAGCCCAUUCAACGAUCCAACAAGAAAGCGGGCCAAAGGACAAAACCUGAACCCAAACCCAACAUUUGUAGACAUACAUGACGACAAGUGGGUAGGGUUGAAGAAGUGGAUUGAAGAGGAUGACAGCCUAGAACCAACCAUUGUUGUCCUUGAUAUUCCAGGCUUUAAUGAAGUGAACCACAAGUUUUUCCGAGAGCUCAUUGAACCGGAUGAGUGGUUGUGGACUCAACACAUAGACACCAUUGGGUCACUUUUAAAGAAGUUCAUGGCGAACAAGAAAAUUGAAAUCACUAGUCCCUACUUUACGCAUAAAAUCCCGAAGAAGGACAUUAAUAUUGUUGAGCACUGGGCUGGAGACAGGUUACUUCCGCUAGUUAAUUGGUCAUCUUUUUAAAAGGUUUUAAUGCCAUUGAAUCUGGAUGGCUAACAUUGGGUGUUGACAGAAGUUGACUUUAAGGCAAAAGCGGUUAGAGUCUAUGACUCUUUGAAGAGUGCUAGAUCUAAAUCAAGUGCCCACCAUAUAGGAAUCACACUACCUUAUUUACUUCAAGUCAUACAAUGCCCCAACGACGAUGCGGUUUUAGAUGAUUUCCAACCAUGGCCCACAAAGGUAGUUCCCGGUGUACCGCAACAACGAGGGACUGGGGACUGCGGGGUGAUGGCGAUGGCGUUUGCGGAGCAUUUGGCAUUGCAAUAUCCCUUGACACCCGGAUGUGACAAUGACAACAUGUGGAACAUGAGAUGGCAGUUUGCGGUGCGCCUAUGGCGUGUAAAGAAGACUGAUGUUUGACAUUGUUUAGUUUACGUUACUAGUGUAAUUGACGUUAUGUUUUGGGUUGUUGUACAAUAGUGAUGUAGUUUUUGUACAAGGUUGUACACUUGAAUGCCUAACUUUAAUGCUUCUCUUUUUUGUCAACAUUUAAUGUGUUUUGGAUAAAGCAAUUGUAAAGUUUUUGGAAUGGAAAUGUGUUGUGGU